AUGCCAACCCUUCCUCUGAAGAUAUGCCUAGAAACUCAAGAACAAGGUUCAGAGUCUUUGGCAGAAUCACCUGUGCCAUGGUUAUGUGCCAGGGGUGCAGAACAGCGCCUUGAAGGAACACUACUGAUCAACAGUGAUGAUGAAGCUACAGUUAAGCCUUCUGGUAAAAUAGAAAAUGAAGAUGCCUCUGUGUCAGGUGUGACCCAGUUAGCUGGCAGUUACACAGCUCCAGAAAGUAGUGGGCAUCAUCUAGUAGUUGGAAAAGAGAUUUCUGAAAGAGAAAACCAAGAUUCUGUGUUUGAAGCAGGCAUGGAUCCAUGCUCUUCUGCAAAAACAAGCAACGUGUUCCCCGAAUCCUCAGAUCAAGAAGAGGAAGAAGUGAGUUUCAUACAAAAACUGAUAGAAUUGGAACACAUGUUUUUUGAGAGACAUAAGCAAGAAGAACAGGACCGAUUGUUAGCAUUACAACUUCAGAAACAGAUGGAUAAAGAACAGAAGAUGGUCAACCGACAGAAAGGAUCCCCCGGUCAGUAUGACUUGCGCACAUACUCAGAACCAGACAGGCAGCUGCAUAAGCAGAGGAAGAAUUCCAAAGAUACGACUUCAUAAAGCUGACUAAU
This is a messenger RNA of Cricetulus griseus (Chinese hamster), 620 nucleotides long. The record is from RefSeq and is a predicted model, not a curated record. Lineage: Eukaryota; Metazoa; Chordata; Mammalia; Rodentia; Cricetidae.